AUGGGCAUUCUGAGGUGGCUCUUCUGGGCUGGGUUGAGCUACCUGAGCUGCUGUUGUCCCCCCAGGGUGCAGGCACAGUUCCCCCGUGCCUGCAUGACAGUGGAUGCCCUUCGCUCGAAGCGCUGUUGCCCGGCCUUGGGGAUAGAGCCAGGCAAUGUCUGCGGGUCCCUUCAGGGCAGGGGACAGUGUCAGGGGGUGCAGGUGGACACUCAGCCCUGGAGUGGCCCCUACACCCUUCGAAAUGUGGAUGACCGGGAACGGUGGCCCCUCAAGUUCUUCAACCAGAGCUGCCGGUGCACAGGAAACUUUGCUGGCUAUAACUGUGGUGACUGCAAGUUUGGCUGGACCGGUCCUGACUGCAAUGUGAGGAAGCCACCAGUUGUCAGGAAGGAUGUCCAUGCCCUGUCGGCAGAGGAGAGAGCGCAGUUCUUCGAUGCUCUAGACCGUGCAAAGACAACCAUUCACCCAGACUAUGUAAUUGCAACUCAGCACUGGAUGAGUCUACUCGGUCCCACUGGAGAGGAACCACAAAUUGCCAACUGUAGUAUUUAUAACUACUUUGUUUGGCUCCAUUACUACUCAGUCAGAGACACGCUGUUAGGACCUGGCCGCCCCUUCAAAGGUAUCGAUUUCUCCCAUCAAGGACCUGCCUUUGUUACUUGGCAUAGGUACCAUUUGCUGUUGCUGGAGAGAGACCUGCAGCGACUGGUGGGCAACGACUCCUUUGCGCUGCCCUACUGGAACUUCGCCACGGGUAGAAAUGAGUGUGAUGUCUGCACGGACCAGCUCUUCGGAGCAUCGUGGCCAGAUGACCCGGAGCUGAUCAGCCCGAGCUCCAGGUUCUCCCGGUAGCAAAUAGUUUGUAACAGCUUGGAUGACUACAACCGCCUGGUCACACUGUGCAAUGGGAGUGACGAAGGGCCGCUGAGGCGGAGGCCACCCCAGGGCUCUGGCGAGCAGCUGCCCACUGCCGAGGAUGUCAGGAGGUGCCUUUCCCUGCAGGAAUUCGACAGUCCCCCCUUUUUCCGCAAUUCCAGUCUCAGUUUCAGGAAUGCACUGGAGGGUUUUGAUAAACCAGGUGGAGCUCUUAACUCACCGAUGCUGAGCCUUCAUAAUUUGGCUCACUCUUUCUUGAAUGGGACCAGCGUCCUCCCUCACGCAGCUGCCAAUGAUCCCAUCUUUGUGGUUCUUCACUCCUUUACUGAUGCCAUCUUUGAUGAGUGGAUGAAGCGGUUUAACCCCCCUGAUAAUGCCUGGCCUGCAGAGCUGGCCCCCAUCGGUCACAACAGACUGUAUAACAUGGUCCCUUUUUUUCCUCCUGUGACCAACGACGAGCUCUUCCAAACCUCAGAGCAGCUCGGCUACACCUAUGCCAUUGACCUGCCAGAUUCACUUGAAGAAACCCAAAUGUGGGCUGUCAUGGUUGGAUCCACAAUUGGAGGAGCACUUAUAGCUCUGGCCAUGCUCGUUUUGCUGCUUGUACUUUUCCAGCACCGAAGGCAGAGAAGAGGUUUUGAACCACUGAUGAAUGUGAGCUUCAGCCCCAAAAAGUACAUGGAAGAGGCCUAG
Molecule: messenger RNA, 1569 nt
Organism: Charadrius vociferus (killdeer)
Lineage: Eukaryota; Metazoa; Chordata; Aves; Charadriiformes; Charadriidae
Gene: DCT
Product: dopachrome tautomerase
Exons: 8
Biological process (GO): ventricular zone neuroblast division; positive regulation of neuroblast proliferation; developmental pigmentation
Cellular component (GO): melanosome
Molecular function (GO): dopachrome isomerase activity; oxidoreductase activity
Source: RefSeq, a predicted model, not a curated record